AACCCCCUUUAUUCCAGGAUUUCCCCUUGUUCUUGGGUGGACAACUUCACUCUUCAAAAUGUACAUUUUCCAGGAACUACAUAAAAGUUUUAACUUACGGGCGCAUGCCAGUUUAUAGUUUAUAUUAUGAGCUUUAUAAGGAUUUCACGAGCCCAAGAUGUUCUCCACACUCGUAAGUCCGCGUUAUCCGCCCGUGUGUCCUCAAUUAAUAUAAAAAUCACCAAAUCUGAAGAGGCAGGAGUUUCAUCUGACUAUCUGAGGCUGUUACUGGUCACAUUUCUUUCAUAAAUGUGGGGAAUGCUGGGAAUGCAGAAUGACCACAAAGACACUGCGUAUCGGUUAUUUUGAAUAUUUAUUUCACAUUCACAUUUCACAUUCAUCUGAUCACAUGCAAACAAAUGUCUCUCAUCUUUAAACAUCACCAUACACAUGCAAAUGCAGUCAGAUAUUCAAAUACCUAUAUCUCUAACAUAUCUUGGCCUUGCCUUUGAAAAUGAUUCUGAACUGAUCACACAGACAGACAGGCGGGCGCGCGUGCACGCCUCGCACAAACCAAACCAAGCACACCCGCAUAGCUGCGGUGGCCGAUUUCAACCAACAUUUUAAACUGGCUAAACGCAUGUCAUCAUUAUCUGUGUUAGGAGUCUUGAAAUGUUUGCUGCUGAUCUGUUGGUAACGCAAUCCAAUUAUUUAAAGAUCAAAAUGCUGAUGAGACAUAGCUCUGUGGCAGCCCUGCAACCUUAUACGGAUUGGCCAUGUUGCAUUACUGCAGCCUCACUGAACAUUUUGUGGCUAUUUUCAGAUGGGAAAUCAUAGAAAUAACACAUCUAGAAAAUCUGAAAUUAAGUAGGCUAUUAAACCUCGUACGGUUGAUUUUGUAUGAAGUUUUUUUCAGAGGCGAGAAUCAGAAACUUGUGAGGUUUCUGUAGCAGCGUAUUUGUAUCUGAAGUUUUUCGACAAACCAGACGGGUUUUGUUUGGACUGAAUGUUCCAAAGCGUCCUGACUGCAGCACAAAAAACACAGGCCAAAACAAAUCAACACAUGACACACGAUACGAAGACAACGAGGCUUUUUCCACCCCUGAAGACAACACAGGGAGCUAUAAAAUAAAUUUAUCACGUUGGUUAAAAACUAACUUCAUUGUAUUAACAUGAAAAAUUCACCAAAACAGAUGAGCAGCUUCCCCGGGUUAUUUGGUGCAAACAAACAUUUUGCGCAUUAAGUAUCUCUCCAUCUGAUAUGAGAUGUCACAAUAACUUUAGUGUGUAAUGGUUUGUUUUUAUUUAGAUGUUUUAAAUUACGUAUUCAAAGUCAGUUUGACUGUGGCGAGUGUAACAGGCUCAUUUUUUCAAAUUCACAGUUCUCAAAUUUCGCACCAGUACCAUAUCGUUGGCUGGUUUCGGCUGCAGCACAGUAUUUGUUAAUUGUUGUUGCUACUGAUUAAUAUUUAGGAGAAAGUUUCACCUGAAUGAGACAAAUUCAAACCCGAGAAGAAUAGUUUUGAGGAGAAAGUGAUGAGUAAUUACCUUCUUUUUUGUAAAAAGGAAGUCUCAGUGCGCAAAUACGCAUCCAUUGAAAUAAAAGAGCCACAUUUAAUUCACACACCAGCUCCUCUGACCCAUAAUCUGAGGAUUGGAAAACAAUAUAACGACAAUGCAAAGGAAGACUGUUAAUUUCAGAUCUGUAACAUAUUGAAAGCACACAUAAGCAACAAGACAGAUCAUUACAAUAAUACAGUACUGUGUGUAACAAUAGCUCAGGUAUGCAAUGAAUUAUUUAUCAGGCUGUGAGAUGUUUUGUAUCAACAAUUAAUAAAAGAAAAAAAGACAAGAAUAAACAUUGCGCAUGGCGUAUUUCUGCAUGCUUUAGUUUCCUUUUACACCACAAUAAUAAAACAAUCUUACAGGCACACCAUCCACCAUCGUACAAAUUUCACCGCUUAGUUAAUAUUUUGCUGCUCAUUUCAAGAAUAGAAGCGCUUAAACAACCAAGUGCGGCUUCAUGAAUUAACCAAGUCUUGUUAAAGUUAAAUAAUUUGUCUAAAAACAUCUAACAUGUUUGAUUUUAACGAACUCUGGUGUCAUUCUGUUGGAGUGUUAAAGACAUUUAAAGAAAACAAAUGCAUAUAAAUAAUCUGAGCGUCAAAAUAAAAGACCUGGCCGCUGUAUAAGGUAUUCGUAAUUAAUGCUUGAAAUGUAUUGCUGCAGAGACAAAAAGAUGCAUGUAAAAUGAAUAAGAUAUCACAUUCUUAAAUUUAGCAGGUCAAAUGCAAAGUCGAGCAUUUUAUUUUCAGGCUACUUCACAGCGUGAAUGGUUGAAAACUACUGUGCGUAUUUUAAGAUUUUUGCAGUUUUAAAAUCAUAAAGAAGUUUGCAUUAAUGUUAAGAUUUUCUUUUUGAAAACACACCUGCACACAGCUUACCUUGCUAAAUCGGUGGUAACAUUAAAAUAAACCGAUGAGAACAAACAAAAACAACAGACACAAAAUGCACUCUCUGUCUUAUGGUCGAUGGCUUCACCUCCACAGCGCUGGCUCCAGGACGAAAAGGAAAUCAACAUGUUGUCUGAAUUAAUUUUCUUUCAAUCAUCUGAAGUUCUGAACUUAAACCGAAUUAGAAUACUAAAAAAGCCACGUAGUAGGUGCCCUUAAAAAAUCCUGCUGCAGCAGCCGCCCUUUGUUCCCUCUGGUGUGGGCCUGCUGUCCUGACCAGCGGAUGGUCGCUGGGUGGCGCUCUUGCUCCAUCAAAAACCCUCCAGAUUCCCCAACUUGACCGCGCUGACGUCACGUCAGUCUGGAGCAUCAAGGCCACUUCCACUCCGCGAUUGGUCUGAAAAUCACAUGACAUGUCUCCCAGCAUCCAUAAUUAUGUUACUGAUAUUUUUGCACCCCCCUCCAAAAGAUGUCAGCAUCCUACUGUCCUUAUUCUCCUGGAGUAAUCCCGUAGUUCAGAGCAGUGGAACACCACAAACGAUCACUGUGUUGCCCAAUGCAAAAAUGUCAUGUCCGAAUAACAUAGCGCCCGGUAACUUCCUGAUGGAUUCCUUAAUGGGAGGAUCAUCUUCCUUCAGGGGUGAGGGUUAUUCCAGCAACCCCGGGAUGUACAUCCACUCAGCUGCAGAGUACGGAUAUUCAGUGAUGAGAAACAUUGGGAAGGUUGGACCAUCUUCACUCUCCAAAAGAGACGAGGUUCCUCCGAGCGCUCUGCCGCUCAGCGGCUUCCAGGAUGCGCCCUACCUGUCAACACAGCUGGCCACAUGGACCCCAGGCUCCAAAACCAGUAGGGACGAACAACCUGUUGCCCAGUGUUUACAGCCCUGCUCGUUUCCAGCAGGCAACGUCAAAGAGGAGGCGUUUUGUUGCCUCUAUCAGGAUGACAGCAAUAAGGCGAAACAGACAACAGAGUCGGCCACUUACAUCCGGCUCGGGGACAAUAGCUGCCGGCCUGAGCAAACCGCCUCGUCCAGCGGCUGUUUCCAGGUGUACAACGGAGAGAGGCCGCAGCAGGACGACCAGCAGUUCCCCUCCGGCUUCCCUCUGACCCACUUGGCGACAUCUGUUGAAUCAACAUCAGAAUCGACAAUAAGUUGCAGCAAAGCGGCGCAGGAGGCAACGAGGGAGGUUGCUGCAAAGACUGAUGAAAGUCAGAGCAGGAAGGAAGAGAAGGCCAAGAGUGACAGCUGUUCAGAUAACUCGGACGGGGAAUUAAAAGAUGAUUUAUCCGCGGAAAAGACAACGGGAAGCUGGUUGAGAGCCAAAAGUGGAAGGAAGAAGCGGUGUCCCUACACAAAGCACCAGACGCUGGAGCUGGAGAAGGAGUUCUUGUUCAACAUGUAUCUGUCUCGGGAGCGCCGCCUGGAGAUCAGCCGGAGUAUCAACCUGACCGACAGACAGGUCAAGAUCUGGUUCCAAAACAGACGCAUGAAGCUCAAGAAGCUCAACAGGGAGAGUCGAGAAAGGGAGCACAGUGCAGUUUAUAACUAUUCCUGAUGAGAUAUACACCU
This is a messenger RNA of Epinephelus moara (kelp grouper), 4003 nucleotides long. Its product is annotated as homeobox protein Hox-C10a-like. Bases 2841 to 3989 code for a protein of 382 amino acids. Gene Ontology annotation, cellular component: nucleus. Gene Ontology annotation, molecular function: RNA polymerase II cis-regulatory region sequence-specific DNA binding; DNA-binding transcription factor activity, RNA polymerase II-specific. Lineage: Eukaryota; Metazoa; Chordata; Actinopteri; Perciformes; Serranidae. The record is from RefSeq and is a predicted model, not a curated record. The transcript is spliced from 2 exons. Gene Ontology annotation, biological process: regulation of transcription by RNA polymerase II.